AUGUGCAUAUUUGCUGUGUUCUCCUUCCAUAACAACGGUUAUCGUCGGUAUGAUGUGAUAAGAAGAUGCGAGCAAGUCAAAGGAGUUACAAAUGUUAAGAUUUCUGAUACCUAUGGUAGUAACGCUGGCAAUAUAUAUGGUUGUAAGGUUGGCGGUAUAUAUGGUAGUAAGGUUGUUCGUGAGAGGGAGGGUCUACAAGAGGUGAGAGUGGAAGGAAAAUUUCUUCUCAAAAAGCUUAAGUCGAGCCUCGGAAGUAAGUCCCCCGAUGGGGACGGGGACGGGGAUUCCCCGAAACCUAUUAAACGGGGAUGGAUUCGGGGACGGGGGCGGGGAUGGAGAGCAGGGACGGGGAUGAUAUUGUUAUACCCGGCCCCUACCCGACCCGUUGCUAUCCCUAGCCAUGCGCAGAUGACCAUGUUAGCCAGAGGAGGAUUAGGAAUCAGAUGA
Messenger RNA from Prunus armeniaca (apricot), 447 nucleotides. The record is from the annotation of a GenBank genome assembly. NCBI's taxonomy places the organism in Eukaryota, Viridiplantae, Streptophyta, Magnoliopsida, Rosales, Rosaceae.